This is a messenger RNA of Mugil cephalus (flathead mullet), 1031 nucleotides long. RefSeq names its product lin-7 homolog B (C. elegans) (gene lin7b). Bases 275 to 919 code for a protein of 214 amino acids. Gene Ontology annotation, molecular function: L27 domain binding. Gene Ontology annotation, biological process: neurotransmitter secretion; maintenance of epithelial cell apical/basal polarity; protein localization to basolateral plasma membrane. Gene Ontology annotation, cellular component: basolateral plasma membrane; MPP7-DLG1-LIN7 complex; cell-cell junction. NCBI's taxonomy places the organism in Eukaryota, Metazoa, Chordata, Actinopteri, Mugiliformes, Mugilidae. The record is from RefSeq and is a predicted model, not a curated record. The transcript has 6 exons.
GUGGAUGCUGGAGCAGCUCAGUCUGAAUCAGGAGCUGGAGCCGGAGCCGCUGUGGUGAAGCUGCGUCAGGUCCUGGUUCUUGGUCCAGCAUCUUUCUCUUUCUUCUGCCACCCCCUCCAUCUCCUACUACGUCCUCAUUAAAAAGAAAAAUAAUAACAAUACUAGUAAAAGAAAAAGAUGGACCGCGCGUCGCUGUGAAUCUGGAUUUGGAGCUCCCACACACGCAGUAAUAAUUAGGAGGAGGGGGAUCAGCCUGGACCCGGAGGAGCUCAUCAUGAUGUCCUCUUACUACCACCCGGCUAAGGAGGCGGACUUGGCGGCCAUGACGGAGCCGCUGUGCCUUGAAAGAGACGUGUGCAGGGUCAUCGAGCUGCUGGACCGACUUCAGCGGACCGGUGAGCUGCCUCCUCCCAAGCUGCAGGCCCUGCAGAGAGUCCUGCAGAGCAAGUUCUGCGCUGCCAUCAGAGAGGUGUACGAGCAGCUUUACGACACUCUAGACAUCGUUGGAGGACCAGAGGUGCGAGCGCAGGCAACAGCCAAGGCCACGGUGGCAGCCUUUGCAGCCAGCGAAGGUCACGCCCACCCGAGGGUUGUGGAGCUGCCCAAGACGGAAGAAGGACUGGGCUUUAACAUCAUGGGCGGCAAAGAGCAGAACUCUCCCAUCUACAUCUCCAGAGUCAUCCCUGGAGGGGUGGCAGACCGUCAAGGAGGGCUGAAGAGAGGGGAUCAGCUGUUGUCCGUCAAUGGGGUGAGUGUGGAAGGGGAGCACCACGAGAAGGCUGUGGAGCUGCUGAAGGCCGCCCAAGGUUCAGUCAAGCUGGUGGUCCGCUACACCCCGAAGGUCCUGGAGGAGAUGGAGGCUCGCUUUGAGAAGAUGAGGAGCGCCCGGAGGCGACAGCAGCACACCAGCUACUCGUGAGGCUGCUUAUCUCUAGAGUCCAGGGGGUAGCCGCUCCAUCACCUCCGUCCUCCUCAUCGUCCAGCCCUCCCGAUUCUUCUGUUCCGGUGGGAGCCAAGAACAUAGACGGAAG